Molecule: messenger RNA, 2703 nt
Organism: Phalacrocorax carbo (great cormorant)
Lineage: Eukaryota; Metazoa; Chordata; Aves; Suliformes; Phalacrocoracidae
Source: RefSeq, a predicted model, not a curated record
AUGGAGCUGAAUCUGGUGCAGAGGUUGUUAUUAAUAGGGAUAUUAAUCUCUGAAACAUGGACCCAAGCAAGAUCAGGACCCAUGAGUUCAGAGUGCUUGGGGAAUCUUUUGCGUAUAACACUGAGUGCAGAAUACUUCAAGGACAAAUACUUAUCUUUUUCCGUGGUUGAUCAAUCUGGCAUAGCCUGGGAGCUAGAUGAGGCCACGGCAUCACAGUGUGGCUACACAGUAACUUACAACAAUCGGAGUAACAUUGAGUUUCGUGCUUCUGUGCUAAGCUGCCAUUCUCACUUAGAGCAAGAUGUGUUCACGGUAACUAUACAAAUCAAAGCAUCGCAUACUCCUGAUAUGAAAAAUGCUGCAGCUUAUCUGAAAAGUGCAAGUUGCCAUUAUGGCCUAUGGAGUCCAAGAGAGAUAGUAUGUGAAAGUAACUACAUGGAGGUUUCUGUCAGGAGGGAUGUUCCGCAGACUGAAAAAGACUUUAUUCAAGAUGAACCUGAGGACUGGACUCUCACCUUUCCAGAGGCAAAAGCAGGAGAAACCUCAAUAUGGCAAAUAGUGUUUCAUCAACCAGAAGAAAAAAGGGCUCUGCUUGUGACUGAUGCUUGGAGUGCAGGCUAUGGACUCAACACUACAGACACCAGGGUUCUGCUGCGAAUACCAUACGCUGCUGCGCAAAUUCAGCUGGUUGAGGCUCAGGGAAUUACCUUUUCUGCAGUGAGAUCAAGUACAUUUUACAAACAGCGAUGGAUGAUCCUGGUAGUGGAUACUGCUGUGGCGUGUCCUGUAGAUGGUGUAGACUACGCUAACAAAACAAUCAUUUGGACUGUUCCAAAAUAUGUUCAACCACUCUCUGCUGGAGCAACUAACUUUAAGGAUGUACUUGUUGAAGCUGGUGUGGAUCUACACAAACUCUCUGCCAAGGAAAUGGCUGCGAGGAAAUAUGUGUUAUUGAAUGACUUAAAUGCAAUUGCAGUGAAGAUACCAAUAGGUGCAGAAGGUGGCUAUUACAAGACUUCUGUGACCAGUGGACAGCAUGGGGCAAAAUACACCAUCAACCUGUUCUUGGAACAUCAGUGGGAAGAUAACAAAUGGGGACUAACCAAACAAACGAUUGUCAAGGAAAUAGAAACACCAUUUGAACACGUAGAACUUGGUAUAACCAACAACUCAAAUCUGAGUGCAAGGCUAAUGAAUGUGUCAGUGGGAACGUUCCUCCCAGAUGUGGAGCUUGUGAACUUAACCAUUGAGGGAGAAACUGUUGCUGUACCUGAAGCUGUUCAGCAUGGAUACCUAACAUAUGACAUCAGAUAUGCUAAUGGAAGCAAAGCCUAUGUAAUGCAAGUCCCAUUUGAUGCUCCAAGCAUUAAGAAAGAGUACGUGACAGCUGACACAAGAGCGUACACCCUGAAUGUUACACUUGUAUUCAUAACUCAUCCGACAAGGGAGACCUUUGCUGUCCCUGUCAUAACAGUGUCCACUGUUAAAGAUGCAGUAUUGCCCAGCGCAAGAGGAUUUUGUGAUGGGAGGAACCUUCAUCUCAUUAUCACUCAUGGGAAUGUGGACCAAAACUGGCUACCUUUCAUCUCGGGCUGGCACCUGACCCCAGAGGCUGCACAGAAGUACAAUUACAGCCUGAGGGACAAUGGCACUCACCUGGCUAUCUCUGUCCCUUUCCUUUCUUCCCAUGUGAACUAUGAGGAUUUUCAGACCUCUGGAGUAAAGGCUUCGCUCCACUUAAGCCUGAAAGAUGGCAUCACCUUGGCUAAUAGGAGGGACUUCUCGGUUUCCUGCAGAUUUUCACCUUCAGAGCUAAUACAGUGCCUGCCCAAUGGCACUGUGGUUAUUACUGCAGUAAAAAUGGUAGGAAUUGCAGACCUGGACACCAGCCUUCUUGUGUUAAGGGACAGACAGUGCAAACCCAGUCUAGUGACAGAGAAGACUGCAACCUUCAAGUUCAAUGUGAACACUUGUGGAACAAGUAGAAAGUUCAAUAGCACAACUAUGACAUAUGAAAAUGAUGUACUCUACUUUAGACCUGGCAAUGAUGCACCAGUAUACCAAUUGAAAUUUGUGUGCUCGUAUGCAAUCAAGCAGACUGUUGAUGUGCGAUAUGAAUCUAAGAAGAACCCACCACCCAGUAUUAAGCCAGGGUUUGGCUCUCUUGCUCUUUCACUGAAGCUUUUUAAAGACAAAUCCUAUUCAGAUCCCUAUCAGGAAUCGGAAUAUCCUGUGGUAAAAUACCUGAGAGAGGCACUGUAUUUUGAAGUUGAACUGCUCCAGCCUGAAGAUGCGAGACUGGAACUAAACCUGCAUGACUGUUGGGCUACAAACUCCCAAAGCCAGGACAGCCUUCCACAGUGGCCUAUCCUAAUAAACGGGUGUGAAAACAGUGAAGACUCCUACAGAACAGUCUUCCAUGAAGUUAACUAUAGUCUAAGAGUAAAAUUUCCUCAGCACCUAAAGAGAUUUGAAGUGAGGAUGUUCACCUUUGUACAAGGCACAACUCUGUUACAAGAGCAGCUGUAUUUCCACUGCAGUGUGGUGAUCUGCAGCACUAUGCAACGGCUGUCAGGCUUCCUUUGCUCAAGGAGAUGCAAUCCUGGGAAACACCGACUUGACCGCAGUGCAGAACCACGUCCACAUGGGCAAGUGUCAUCUGGAGCAGUGCUUGUUAGGAAAGAAAACAACUAUCAGAGGUGA